Messenger RNA from Chrysoperla carnea, 2287 nucleotides. RefSeq names its product aromatic-L-amino-acid decarboxylase-like. Bases 128 to 2092 code for a protein of 654 amino acids. Gene Ontology annotation, biological process: amino acid metabolic process. Lineage: Eukaryota; Metazoa; Arthropoda; Insecta; Neuroptera; Chrysopidae. Gene Ontology annotation, molecular function: carboxy-lyase activity; pyridoxal phosphate binding. The record is from RefSeq and is a predicted model, not a curated record. The transcript is spliced from 10 exons.
AUCGGACAUUGUGCUGUGUAAUAACGAAACAGUACCAUCAGCAUCGAAUUGAAACGAAGCUUGAAGUAACUUUCAAAUUUUUGAAUAAAGUUUUAUUUACGAUACGAACAAAUCACAACGCAACAGUAUGGAUAGUCAAGAAUUUCGUAUACGAGGAAAAGAAAUGAUUGAAUAUAUAUGUGAUUAUUUGGAUACAAUAAGUACACGCCGUGUUACUCCGUCCGUUGAACCAGGUUAUUUACGUGAUUUAAUACCAGAUGAAGCACCUCAAGAUCCAGAAGAUUGGGAAAAUAUAAUGACUGAUGUUGAAACAAAAAUUAUGCCAGGUGUUACACAUUGGCAACAUCCCCGUUUUCAUGCAUACUUUCCCGCGGGUAAUUCAUAUCCGUCAAUAUUAGGAGAUAUGUUAGGUGAUGCAAUCGGAUGUAUUGGAUUUUCUUGGGCUGCCAGUCCAGCGUGUACUGAAUUAGAGACAAUUGUUUUGGAUUGGUUAGGUAAAGCUAUUGGUUUACCAAAUCAUUUUUUAGCACUCUGUGAAGGCAGUCGUGGUGGAGGUGUCAUUCAGACUUCUGCAAGUGAAUGCGUACUAGUGACAAUGUUAGCCGCACGAGCACAAGCUAUAAAACGACUAAAGCAACAACAUCCUUUCGUUGAAGAAGGAUUAUUGUUAUCAAAAUUAAUGGCAUAUUGUUCCAAAGAAGCACAUUCAUGCGUCGAAAAAGCAGCAAUGAUAUGUUUUGUAAAAUUAAGGAUUCUGGAACCUGACGAAAAAGGGAGUUUACGAAGUUCUACGUUAAGCAAAGCAAUGGAAGAAGAUGAAUCAAUGGGCUUAGUACCAUUUUUUGUGUCGACAACCUUAGGCACCACUUCAUGUUGUUCCUUUGAUAAUCUUGUGGAAAUUGGCCCGGUAUGCCAACGCUUUCCAUGUAUUUGGUUGCAUGUAGAUGGCGCAUAUGCUGGUAAUGCAUUCAUAUGUCCGGAAUUAAAGCCAAUGUUGGCAGGAAUCGAAUAUGCCGAUUCGUUUAAUACAAACCCAAAUAAAUGGUUGCUGGUGAAUUUUGAUUGUUCCACAUUGUGGGUACGUGAUCGAAUACGUUUAACAUCAGCACUUGUUGUUGAUCCAUUAUAUUUACAACAUGGCUAUUCUGAUGCUGCAAUUGAUUAUCGGCAUUGGGGUGUACCAUUAAGCAGACGAUUUCGAUCACUUAAAUUAUGGUUUGUAAUGCGAAGUUAUGGGAUAUCAGGGUUACAGAAUUACAUUCGACAUCAUAUUAAAUUAGCUAAACAAUUUGAAGCGCUUGUGUUAAAAGAUAAGCGAUUUGAAGUAUGCAAUGAAGUUAAGUUAGGUUUAGUGUGUUUUCGUUUACAUGGAUCUGAUAAAUUGAACGAAAAAUUAUUAAGUAACAUUAAUGCGUCCGGAAAAAUUCAUAUGGUACCAGCUUCGGUUCGAGAUAAAUAUGUUAUACGAUUUUGUGCUGUGGCACAACAUGCUACCAGCGAAGAUAUUGAUCACGCCUGGGAGGUGAUAACUGAAUUCGCAACAGAACUUCUUGAACAAGCAGCUGAAAAAGAACAGGAAUUAGCUGAUGAUGUAUUUGACAUUGUUGAACGUAAACGUAAACAUACAUUAGCACAAAAACGUUCAUUCUUUGUACGUAUGGUCAGCGAUCCAAAAAUAUACAAUCCAACAAUAAUUAAGACAGCAAAUCGACGUCAUUUAACUGAUACUGUUGGUACACCCGGAGACAAUAUAAAUAAUGCUGUUACCAUUCAACCACCCGCAAAUUCAUCGUGGAUAAGUUGGCCUUUAGCUUUUCUAUUCCAAGGAAUGCAAGAUGACGGAUCAGCCCCGCUUAGAUUUCGUCAUUUGGAUACAAAAGUCAGAUUGAGAGCUGAAAGUCGACGAGGUAGUCGAAAUGAUUUAUCACCAGCAGUAUCACCAGAACGUGAGACUAGUAGUAGUAAAACAUCGCCAGGUAAAUCGCCAGUUUUUCCACGAAAAGAGAAUAAUCAUGUGAAUAAUAAUCAUUCACCCGAAAAAACAUCACCACCGGAAAAAUCAUCAUCGACAUCAUCUAAAUGUAAUUCAUAAAAUUUGUAUUUUACUUCCUACAAUAGUCAAAAAAAUAAUAUUUAAAAAAAAAUUACGUAAAAGUUAUUCAUUAAAACUCUACAUUUUUGUGAUUAUUGUGACUAUUAUAAUACAGUAAUAUCGUUGAAAAUAAGCCGAGUUAGAGGUUAGACCAGAGGUUCUCAAACUGAUAUCGCCUACUUCGAGAAUGAAUUA